Diaporthe citri is the source of this 1332-nucleotide messenger RNA. RefSeq lists its product as uncharacterized. Gene Ontology annotation, molecular function: serine-type endopeptidase activity. Bases 1 to 1332 code for a protein of 443 amino acids. Lineage: Eukaryota; Fungi; Ascomycota; Sordariomycetes; Diaporthales; Diaporthaceae. Gene Ontology annotation, biological process: proteolysis. The transcript has 5 exons. The record is from RefSeq and is a predicted model, not a curated record.
AUGUUUGGUCUUCACGUUCUUCUAGGCCUCUGUGUCUACUUUCUUCUCAUCAGCGCCUUCCCCCUUGACGACUACCCUCGCGACCUGAAUGCUUCAUUUCUCGCAAGUAACAUCUCCAAUUCCCGCGUCGUGAUCACUGACACCUCCGCGGACGACUACCUGACCCUGCUCAGUGCGCCCUUCGAUGUCGCCAAUCCCAAUCCUGUCGACAAAGGCUUUGCCCACGACGAUUCCGACGGUACGGGAACGACGAUCUUCGCCAUCGACACUGGGUUCAACCUGGAGAAGUAUCCAGAUGAGCAGUGCCUAGAUCAGCGAAAAAUUGAAACGUAUCUGGUCCCAUGGUCCUAUCGCGGCGUACCUCUGAGCGAUGCCGAAAAGAAGGACGGCUAUUACUAUCCACCAGACAACAUGGACGACGUUGGCGUGCCAAGUGAUAGCCACGAGAUCCACGGCCACGGAACCCAAGUGGCGAUCCUUGCCGCCGGCUGCAAGACCGGUGUCGCGCGUAAAGCCAACUUGUACCUCAUUAAGAUGAUGGAAGUAAUGAUGAAGUCAGGACGCGUCGAGGAGAUUCUCACCGGCCCAGACGCACAGCUUCAAGGGCUGCGGAAAGUCAUUUCCGUAGUCGGACGCUCCGAGGCCCCCCGAGGCAAAGCCGUACUUGUGAUGUGCGCCGGGAACUGGAGAGAGGAGGAUAUGAGGAGUCAAUAUGGCGCGAGGUGGGAGACUACCAAGGCACAAAUGAAGACCGCACUGUUACAGUUGGACCAUCUCGGCGUCACUAUCGUUAUGCCGGCGGGUAACGAUGGCGUAUCCGCAAAUCCACAGCAAGACCCCGGCUUCGUUCCUCGUUAUAUCGACCAGCAAUUUCCACAAAAUUUGGCGACGGCGGAUAGUCCAAUGUUGCUGGGCGAGGGCGUCAACACCUACGAUCUUCAGCUGUCCAAUCGCAAGUUGAAAUCAGGUACCAGCUUCUCGGCGCCGAUUGUGGCUGGCCUGGCUGCCUACAUACUCGGCCAGGCGUCAAACCCAUGUCCUUACAACCCCACGUCAGCGGUUGAAGAAGAUUCGGUAGGAAUGUGCAUGAAGAAAUACUUGACCAGGACCGCAUUCCAGCGGGUUGAUGCCAACAACCUGCUUUCAAAGGAUCCAUCACAGUACAAAUACGACAUUCCGCCGAGCAUUCUCGUGGUGUCCAACGGUGCCAGCGUGGACACAGAAGAGGAAGAGGGUGAGAAUCCGGAUGCGGAUCCUACUGCUUGUUGGUCGGAUGAUACCCGGGGGCAGUGUAAGAUGGCGAACAUCACUGGCACCUGGUUCGAGAAGUAG